Messenger RNA from Astyanax mexicanus (Mexican tetra), 6806 nucleotides. RefSeq names its product NEDD4 binding protein 3 (gene n4bp3). Gene Ontology annotation, cellular component: cytoplasmic vesicle. Lineage: Eukaryota; Metazoa; Chordata; Actinopteri; Characiformes; Acestrorhamphidae. The record is from RefSeq and is a predicted model, not a curated record. The coding region runs from base 150 to 1946 and encodes 598 amino acids. The transcript has 5 exons.
UGGAGCGCACGCGGGCUGAGAGGAGGAGCUGCUGUGCGGAGGAAUACCUGAGAGCUGUGUUUACAGCUGAGCUCUGAUUACACUACAGCUCUGUACACACUGACUGGAGCAUUAUGAUCUCCCGGUGGAGCCACUCGAUCCUGUGACCAAUGGCAACAGUCCAAGCCCUACCGCUGAGUCGAGACCCCAGCAAGAGCAUCAGCUCCCUUUACCCAGCAUCCUCUUUGGCUUCGUCCGACUGUAUCAUGGGUAGUGUGGGCAGUUUGAUCGAAUCUCCAGACGUUUCUCCCACCAAAAGCAACCGAGCGGUCCCUCAGGUGCCGGAGCGUCCGAGCAACGGGCUGCUGAAGAAGGGCUUCAACCAGAGAGAGCUGCUGAAUUACCUCAACAUCACCAAGAAAGAGUCUAAAGCAGGCAAGCACAUCAUCUCUGGCACCUCCUCCAUCAAGAGGGAGCACUCCAGCGAGGAGGAGAGCGUCUACGCCAAGGUCUACCAUAAAGACGGGCGGGAGGUGGACGUGGGCAAGAACUCGCUCCCCAUCGGUGGCAAGUUUGACAAGCCUCGUCUCAGGCCGUCUGCGUUUAAACCUGUCACUCCAAAGAACUUCAGCUCCGUCCAGAACCUCUACCCGUCCAAACCUGAGGAUCUGGGGAGCAGCAGCAAGACGGCCACCAAGUCACUGUCCACGUCCUCCUCCUCCUCGUCCCCGUCCCGCGGGGCCACCAGCGCCAACAAAGGGGUCCUGGCGACCCCCCGGGCCCUGAGCCAGGAGGGCGAGGAGACGGCGUCCGACUCGGGACACAACUCCAUGAGCAGCCUGCCCCCGUACCGCCCCCCUUACCGCCCCCACCUGUCCCACAUCAGCGCCUCCAUGGGCCACAUCGACCACAUCGGCUCCCUGGACCGGGCCUCGCUGGGCUCGGGGGGCGGCGGCGGGCCGGCGGGGCGCAGCAUGGCCACGCUGGGCCGAUUACAGUGCUACAGCACCGGCAGCGAGGCUCCGCCCCCUUACGAGCUGUCGCACUCUCUGGAGGAGGUGGUGAGGGAGCUGGAGGAGCGUCUGCAGGAGAAGGAGCACGAGCUGCGGCAGAUGAGGAGGAACCUGGACGAGAGCGAGGACGCCAUCGCACAGGUGUUUGAGGGGAAGCAGCGUCUGUGGGAGAAGGAGGUGACGGAGCUGAAGCAGCUGUACGCCACUAAACUGCGGCAGGUCUCUCAGCAGUCUCAGCGUGCUCAGCGCACGCUGCAGCUGCAGAUGUACAAGGUGCAGCAGGAGCGCAGCCGGCUGCAGGACGAGCUCCAGGCCCUGCGACUCGAGUGCCAGAGCCUGAAGAAGAACGGAGCUGCAGCCAGCAGCCACGAGCUCCACCCAGAGCUGGAGGAGACACAGUGGGAGGUGUGUCAGAAGACGGGCGAGAUCUCCCUGCUGAAGCAGCAGCUGAGGGACUCUCAGGCCGAGGUGACGCAGAAGCUGAGUGAGAUCUUCCUGCUGAAGACUCAGCUGAGGGAGAGUCGGGGCGAGGUGAAGGACAGGGACCGACAGCUGGAUCUGCUGCAGCUGGCCCUGCAGUCCGAGCGCCGCAAGGGCGGCGCGUUCGACGACGGCCAGCCAACCCAGGAGAGCCAGCAGUCCAGAGCCACGGAGGAGCGUCUGAGGGCGGAGCUGCUGCUGGAGCGGCGGCAGAGCGAGGCCCAGGCCUCCGCCUUCGAGGCGGAGAGGAACACCUGGCAGCUGGAGAAGGAGAAGGUGAUUCGCUACCAGAGAGAGCUGCAGGCCAGCUACCUGGAGAUGUACCACAAGAACGAGAGCCUGGAGAGAGAACUGAUGCUGCUCAGAGGGGGCGUGGGCGGAGCGGAUGCGAAUGGGGGCGGGGCUUCAGAGGAAGAGGAGAAACAGCCUUCGGGUCUUCCCUGGAUCGAAAGGAUUGAGUCCUCAGAGAUCUGAAUGUGUACAGUAUGUGUGAAGGUGGAUUUCCAGAGGAAAAGUGAUGCACUGGAUUCUGCUCAUCAUUUCUACAGUUCUAUAAUAAUAAUAAAUUAUAUAACUGCUUAAUAAUUACAUGUUUGGUGUAAUAUGUGUAAUACAUCAUUUGUAUCAAGUUAAUCCAGUGCAUUACUGAUCAGCACAGCACAGUUUGGUGUGAGUUCUUGCUCAGAAACCCUUGUUCAGCAUUGAAUCACUGCACAUGCCUACAUGAUGGUGCCCCAUGCCUACAUCUCUACAUUAGGCAUGGCAAAAGUUAUUUUCCUGGACCUUUAGACAUUUUAGUUUUUUUUAUCCAUUAAAGCAGGUGUGAAACUUGCUGUGAACCACAGUUGUUUUUUUUACAAUUUGGUCUCAGUGAAUUUAUCCAGGUCAAUUAAUCCAUGGUCUGGUUCAUUUGCAGUGUGAAAGCACUGUUUUGCAGAUUUUUUGUUCUGACUUUUGAGGCAGGCUAUUGUAACCUUUUAAACAAUAGAAGAAGAAAAAGAACAGGUGUUGUGUCAAAAUUCAACUCCUCUUCAAUUGGCAUCUCAUACAGCAGUAUAAGUAUAUCUGAUUACUGUGCUGAUACUUCUGUAUCUACUGUAACUGUAGAUUAACCCUUAUUUAUAAACAGAGAUAAUACAUCUGAGGGAGUCAGACUGUUCUACACUAUAGCUUUUCAGAGCCAAUAUUCUGAAAUGCUGAAUCCAAAGCUGCUCUGCACUGCUCUUCCAGAACUGUCUAGUGGGUUUGCACUCCCAGGUGUUUGAUGGACAUUGAUGGAGUGCCACCGAAACGUUAGCCCUUAUUAUGAGGGCCUUACUAGUCCUCAUAAGAGCGGCAAAAUGGGAUCCUCAAAUCACAACUCUCAAAUGAUCUGAAAACAAAGAUUGUUCAACACCAUGGUUUAGAGGAAGGAUAAAAAUGCUUUCAGAGAUUUCUGAAGGAUGGUGAGAACAGUCAGUCAUAUGAUAUGAAUAUUAUUGAAAACCUGUGGUGUGAUUUAAAGCUGGCUUUUCUUGCUCAGAAACCAUCAAACCUGACUGAACUGGAGAUGUUUUGUAAAGAAGAAUUAUGCAAAAUACCUUCAACCAGAAGCCAGACUUUCAUUGGAAGCUAUAGGAAGCUUGUAGGGUGCCCAAAUUUAUGCACCUGCCUAAUUUAGUUUAAAGAAUUAUUGCAUUUCUCUUCUUAAAUAUCACUGUGUUUAUCUGCUAUAUGAUAUAUGUGAUUGAAAUUGCUGAUCUGAACAACCAGUAAUUUAUAAAGAAAAAUCAUGACAGCUAUCAGGGGUACCAACAUUUUUAAUACCACUGUACUUUAAUUUCAAAGUAGGGGUGGGCGAUAUGGCUCUAAAAUAAUAUCACGAUAUUUCAGGGUAUUUUUGCGAUAACGAUAUACUUGGCGAUAUAGAAAAAACAGAGAAAUAAUUAAUUAAUUUCAGGAAUAUAGUCUAAGAGUAUAACAGCAUAAACAUAAUGUGGCAAAAUAAAUAAUAUAGCAUAAAAUAAUAUAAUGCAGCAAAAACUAUUGCAGAAUAUUUAGUGCAUGCAUAUAAACUGCAAACUAAAACAAUUAUACAAUAAAUACACCUAAAGCUUCACAGUAAAUAAUAGACUACUUUUAAGACAGAACAGCCCUAUUAUCACAAUAUGGAUUUUUAAUAUCAUGAUAUUUCUGUGUCACGAUAUAUUGUAUACGAUAUAAUAUUGCCCACCCCUAUUUCGAAGUACAUCUCAAUUUGGCUAAUUUUUUUUUUUUUUUAAUAAAAAAAUUGGAUAGUGCUCACAGUAAGCUCCAGGUUGACCUGCUGAUUAAUUAGUUAACAGAUGAUUGAUAGGGUCACUAAGGGUUUAAAAGCAGGUAUUGAGAACAUUACCCAGCUCUAGCUGUGACACAACACAAUGCCUGCUUUCUUCCCACAGUCCUGCUGCCUGUUUCCAUAGAAAGUGAAUAUAAGGCAUCUUGCUCCACUGCAGAAUGAGUGAAUUAAAUUCAGUACAAGUGUUCGGACAAGGAACUCUAACCAAAAACUGUGCUGAACUCUCUGGGACCAGAACUGGACAGCCCUGGACUCUAUUACUGAAACUGGACAGACUCAAAAGGAGUGAUCUGACACUGAAAGACGAUGCUGGCGGACGCUAAGAGUGUCCCACUUUCAUUUCUGUGUGAAUGAAUAUAUUAUAUUUCGUCUGAUCCUGUAAAGCGAAUGCAUAAGAACAGCUGAGAGAUUAUUCCGUGUUCCGGUCGGAUUUAAAGGGAUAUUAUUUUCAUUAAAGGGAAUUUGUCCUGCUGGAUUUUUUUUCUAAGAGUCCAUCCCAUUUGCACAGACCUGUUAAAAAUCUGUUUUAUUAGACACGUUUCCUUUGCUUCAAUACUGUAAAGUGUGUGUUUAGAUAUUCAUGAUGAAGUGAAUUCAAACUCAUACAGUCAUAUGAACAUUUAGAAAAUUAGGACACUCUGUGAAAGCCUUUGCCUUUUUUUAAACAUAUUUACACAUAUGGGCUAAUUGAUCUUUAUAUGUACACUUUAUUGCCUGUAAAAGUAUCCACUGGCCUGCACAGCGCUAACGCUCGGAGGAAAGCGCAACUCGGUUCUGAUACAUCAGCUCACAGACGCCUUGUGCUGAUCGACAUCACCCUAGGAGUGAUGAGGGAAAAGCACGCCAUUAGGGCACUGGCAGCUGAUGGCAAGCUGCAUGACCGGGAUUCGAACCAGCAAUCGCCCGUCUUAGUCUGCGGGACCACUCAGAGCCCUAUUUUUAGUUAUAUAAAGCACCAUCUCUCAGUACUAUUUAAAGUAAAAAAAAUCAUCCACAUAAAUGUAUUAUGUUCAAUAAGACAAAGGUUUUUACUGGAUGUCUUUGUAUCCUGUUUGAUUGAUUCACGGCUGUGUGAGACUGAUGUAAGAUCUGAUGUAAGGACUGCAGGAUAUCUACAUGCUGAUUAUUCAUUUAUUCAUUCUCCAUUCGCAGUGACGGAGAGGUGAGAUAUAAAAGGAUAAGGGGUCUUUCAAUAGCCUUCCAUAACAGGCAUGCUGCACUUUAAAGAACACAACUGGAAAUCAUCACACACAGGUGAAUUACUGUAGUUCUGUCUCUGAUGGAAGUUGGUUUAGUGCUUUUUUUUUGUUGCUUAUGGUUCAGAGUCUCUGUGCUUUCCUACUGAGCCGUCCUGUAAAGGGUAAUUCGUCCAAAUAUUCCAGAUUUCAGCCUAAUUAAAGGGGUAAAAUGUGAGCAAAGUUACACAGAGUGGGUUUGGUGUAAGAAAAAGUUACCAGUCCAGACCUAUACAGUUGUUUCCAGUAUUCCAUGACUUUGGCACGUCCCAAAGAAGCUAAAUAUCCAUAUAAGGAUUCCUUAUAAAGCUCAGAUACUGUAACACAUGGUGGUGGUAGCUUCACUGUUGGAAUUUGGAUAGUUAAUAAAAGUAAACUGUGAGUAAAUAGUACACUGAAUAGUAUGUUCCAAACCAAACACCCACUCUGAAUGAUUGUUUGGAGUAUAUGCAAAAAUCAUGACUUUUCCACAACAAUACACAUUAUUACACAUUGUUUUAGGAUGUAAAGUACCAGUCAAAAGUUUGGAUACACAUUGUCAUUAAUAUUUGUUAUUCAUUUGUAUGAUUUACUGCAUUGUAGAUUAAUAUUAAAGACUUAAAAAUACUAUGAAGGAACACAUGCAGUUCGGUAGUAGAUAAAAGUCUGAAGUAAACUCUUUAAAGUGCUGGAUUUUAAAAUACACGCAUUUCUCUCUUGAAAACUCUUGAUUUGGGUGAGUAAAGUGCUUAGAUUUUCAGAUUUCCACUAAGGCCAAGUGCAGUAGCAUUAGCAUUUGCAGCUAACUGCUAGCCGCGGUUAGCGCUAGUAAAUGUCACCCGACAGCGCUACACUGAGUGCUACACUGAGUGUUCCGGUAAGCUAGGGUGAUAUUAGCUAGCGGUUCGUCCCACAUAGCUUGUUUUAACACAUCAAACACACAAACUACAGCCCAAUAUACUCGCAACUGAGUGGCGAAAGAGCUACGCUUAGCAUGGUUAGUGGCUAAUGCUUAUGCUGCUCCAGCAGUGCUAGCCAGGGUUAGCAGCAGACUACAGAUCGAUAAUACUCACCUCUGAGCGACGGAAGAGCUAGCACUUAGCGCAGUUAGCAGCUAAUGCUAAUACUGCUGCCACCUCAGUGCUGGAGAACUAAACUGAAAUUCCUGUAUAACUCUGUACUUCAGUGGACUGACUUUACUGCUCCUUAAUACCUGACUGGUAAAAUUCAUACAUAAGGCGCACUGAUGAUUUUUGGGAAAAUUAAAGGAUUUUAACUGCGCCUUAUAGUGCAAAAAAUACAGUAAAUGAAACAUAGUUUGGCUUGUUUAACAUUUUUUGUUUUACUUCAUGAUUGUAAAUGUGUUUCUUCAUAGUUUUGAAUUCUUCAGUAUUAAUCUAUAAUGUGGAAAAUAAUAAAAAUAAAGGGAAAAUACAUUAAAUGAGAAGGGGUGUGUUCAAACUUUUGACAGGUACUCUAAAUCAGUUGUUUUUGAAAUUAUAUAAAUACAUCUUUUUUUUUUUACAUUGUUUUAAUAUUUCAUGAUGAUUGACCCAAAGGCUUGGAAUAAUUAGGUCUAAUAUGAUUGGAUAUUAAACCCCCUCCUGUUAUGUUGUUGGACUGUAGGUUGUUGGACUGUAGCUGCUGUGUUCAUCACUACUGGACUCUGUACAGGGUUAAGUGUUGACUGUAUGUGUAAAUAUUACUGUAUAUAGCUGUGCGGAUCAGCUCAGCACACAACUCUCAAAUCACCUGACCGACCUUCAGUUUUCUUAUGUAAUAAAGUUCAGUAUCUGUCCUCUG